ACGAUGAGGUCCACGACGACGCUGGUGCUGCUGACGACGCUGGUCGCUGCCAGCUGGGCUGCCAACUCGUACACCAACAAGUUCGACAGCAUCGACGUCGACCGCAUCCUCAGCAACGACCGCAUACUCACACAGUACAUCAAGUGUUUGCUGGAGGAGGGCUCGUGCACCAACGAGGGCCGAGAGUUGAAGAAGACUCUCCCAGAUGCGUUGAGGACGGGCUGCAGCAAGUGUACGGAGAAACAAAAGAUAGCCACAGACAAAGUCAUCAAGCACGUCCGCAAGCACAAGUCCAGGGACUGGGAGAGAUUGGUCAACAAGUACGAUCCUAAGGGAGAGUUCAGGAGCAAGUACGAGAGUCGGCUUGACAACCCUUGAAAGUACAAAGUACCCCAAACUCCACGUGAUAACUAUGUGAUUCCAUCGAAAAUUUCCAUGACGGAUUCAUUUUUUACAAAACACAUUUAGGUUACAAAACUGAACUGUUAGCUUUUAAUUUUGUUUGUUUAGAAAACUGAUACUGUGUUGAAAACUGCAAUAAAGACUUGCACAGUA
Molecule: messenger RNA, 555 nt
Organism: Macrosteles quadrilineatus (aster leafhopper)
Lineage: Eukaryota; Metazoa; Arthropoda; Insecta; Hemiptera; Cicadellidae
Product: ejaculatory bulb-specific protein 3-like
Exons: 2
Coding region: 4-378 (124 amino acids)
Source: RefSeq, a predicted model, not a curated record